Molecule: messenger RNA, 5258 nt
Organism: Cydia pomonella (codling moth)
Lineage: Eukaryota; Metazoa; Arthropoda; Insecta; Lepidoptera; Tortricidae
Gene: hpo
Product: serine/threonine-protein kinase hippo
Exons: 11
Coding region: 971-2557 (528 amino acids)
Biological process (GO): regulation of MAPK cascade; protein phosphorylation; protein tetramerization
Cellular component (GO): cytoplasm
Molecular function (GO): protein serine/threonine kinase activity; ATP binding
Source: RefSeq, a predicted model, not a curated record
CUCUUGUAUGUAACUUUCUUGUGCUUAAAAACGUUAACAAAAAAGGUCGAUGUAAAAUCAAACAAGUUUACUCAAAGUAUGCAAAAGCUAGGUAGAUGGAAGUGGCUUGUAAUCCAGAAUUGGGUUAUCGUCGUUAUCAGAUAUAGCAAAAAGCUUUUACUGGAAAUAUAUCAAUUCUCACACCGAUAAAGAACCUAACGUUCCCAUAUUCGUCAUGGAUAUACGUAAAUACCACCCACGGUCUGUCAAUAUAUUUCUCUCGUCUCAUAAACAAGGUGGAAUCUCCUGGGACAUUUUAAAUUUAGAACGAGAAUGGAAUGGGAUUUCUGAACGGUCCAGAUCUAGAUGGCCAGUUCCAAGUUUGAAUGUAUUUUAACAUCAAAGGCAGUCUGUAUCCAACGCGGGAAGAGAGCGGACGUCCAUGCCCGUUAUGUAAACUCUUAAAGGAUAUUUCGGGAGUGAAGUUUUGUUAAUCGCUUUUGGAUGCCUUGGUUACAUAAAUGCGCCACAUGUGUCAUAAGUUUAUGAACGUUUAUUUUUAAUGCAAUGUGACCUGAAUAAAAUAGUGUUCAGUGAAUGUAGUGAAAAGUUUUUGUUUAAAGUUCACAUUAUCCUUCUUCGAACGGAUACAGUUUAUUUCUGGGUUUCAAUGAACUUGCCAAUAUUGUGUACGUUUUACGGAUGUGUGGAAGUGAAAUUGUGAAUUCUAAUAUACUAUACCAGAGAUCGGAAAACUUUUAAGACCAAACUAGAUUUAAGAAUUGCGGUUGUUUUCCAGAAGUAUUAUUUUUUUCGGUGACUUAAAGACCCGUAACUGAGCCGUAUGUGGCUCUCGAGCCGCAAUUUAUCGACCCCUGUAUACCUACAAAAGUUCUCGCUCUUUCAAAAGACUCUCAUGAUUUGAAAAGUCUUCCCUCAAAAGUACGACCUACUACCUCAACCUUUGCCUCAUGGGCAGCUAUGGGCACCCAUGGACAGUGACGGCCGCCUCGUGUUCUGGAAGGGAGGGGUGUGGGAGGGGGGAGCUCCCACGUUGAACUGCAACACCUGCAAGAAACGAAGAGCUGAUAGAAUGAGCGCUAAUGAGCGGCCUCCGGGUGAGUUGAAGAAGCUCUCGGAGGAGAGUCUCACUCGGCAGCCGGAGGAGGUGUUCGACAUCAUCUGCAAGCUUGGAGAGGGGUCCUAUGGAAGCGUUUAUAAGGCCCUCCACAAAGAAAGCGGGCAGGUCCUCGCCAUCAAGCAAGUGCCAGUGGACACGGACCUGCAGGAGAUCAUCAAGGAGAUCAGCAUCAUGCAGCAGUGUGACAGUCCAUACGUCGUCAAAUACUAUGGCAGCUACUUCAAGAAUACCGACCUCUGGAUCGUAAUGGAAUACUGCGGCGCAGGCUCAGUCUCCGACAUCAUGAGGCUCCGCAAGAAGACCCUCUCCGAGGAUGAAAUAGCGACCAUACUUUGUGACACGCUCAAGGGCCUGGAGUAUCUGCACCGGCGACGCAAGAUCCACCGCGACAUCAAGGCGGGGAACAUACUCCUCAACACCGAGGGUCACGCCAAACUGGCUGACUUUGGAGUCGCUGGACAACUUACAGACACAAUGGCCAAACGCAACACAGUAAUCGGCACACCGUUCUGGAUGGCGCCGGAAGUGAUCCAGGAGAUCGGCUACGACUGCGUGGCCGACAUCUGGUCGCUCGGCAUCACGGCGCUGGAGAUGGCGGAGGGCAAGCCGCCGUACGGAGACAUACACCCCAUGCGGGCCAUCUUCAUGAUCCCGACCAAACCGCCGCCCUCCUUCAGAGAACCAGACCAAUGGUCGACAGAAUUUAUCGACUUCGUCACGCAGUGCCUUAUAAAGAACCCGGAAGAAAGAGCCACUGCGGAGUACCUGCUAACACACGAGUUUAUUGGUAACGCGAAACACCCGUCAAUACUAAGCAGUAUGAUAGCCGAGGCGAGAGAAAUACGAGAAACACAGGCCUUCAGGCAACAACCCACUGUCACCCCGGACGGCAAGAUCAUUGCGGGCGCUGGCGAGGGCUACGAUGACGCAACAAUGAAGAAACGGGACGAGGGCACUCUAGUGCCCACGCGAGACGGCACCGAGCUGACCCACGACCUGGGCACUAUGGUCAUCAACGAGCCCGACGCAGACCUCGCCACCAUGAAACGCCACGACACAGAUCCAAUGGACACCAACCGACCGAAAUAUCGUCCGCUGUUCCUCGAGCAUUUCGAGAAAAAAGAAGUGAACCAUCUCAACAUAGGCACGGCUAAUGGCACGCUCACCGGCCCUCUAAGGUUACCAGGAGACGACACCGUGAGAGCGGAAGGCAUAGCAGGCGAUGCCGGCGCUCUAGCCUUCCAACGCGCGCUGGUCGAAGACGGCAACAUGGAAUUCCUGACGUUCCUGUCGGUGUCGGAGCUGGAGGCGCGCAUGGCGCGGCUGGACUCGGAGAUGGAGGCGGAGAUCGAGCAGCUGCGCGCGCGCUACCACCACAAGCGGCAGCCCAUCCUCGACGCCAUCGACCUCAAGCGGAAGCGCCAGCAGAACUUCUAGGUACUCCGACCCGCCGAGCGUCUUAUCUUAUCUUAUCUUAUCUUCUAAUUACCGGGGGCCCUUGCGGAUACACUUCGACCCAUAGGGAUCUUUUGUGUAGUUGCCCCCUAAGGAAAGACCCAUUAGCUACUCAAGAGCCUUUUUGACCAUUUCCAUGUGUCGGAUGAUGGAGCUUAUGGGUAGCCUUUUGAAUUCCUUUGGUUCCAGAUACCUCAGCCGCCUCACGUACUCUACUUUAUAACUCAUUUUGUCUUGAGGGCUCGUUAAAACAUGUGUGUAAGUGAAGACCGAGAAACAACAACGGACAACCGAUUCUCGACGCUAUCGACUUGAAGCAUAAGUGGUUCCGGAACUUCUAGACUGCCAAGUAAGCGAUAUGAGUCAGUAGGGACCGUGCGCGUUGGAGGGUCUGCCAUCUUGUGGCCUGAAUCGGAACCAUAAACAUGUACAUUUACACGUCACGUGUUUUCUUGUGCAUAGUAGGUUCUGCCAUCUUGUGGGCUACAUCGGAACAAUAAACGUCACAUUUACGCCUCGCGCCAAAAAUUUGACGGCUCCUGUGCUGCCUCCUACAGUUCAUGCACGCUCCCUAUACGAAGGGGGUAUUUUUGAAGUGAUCGUUGAGUGUUGAGGUGUUGAGAAAAAAUGUUAAGAUCAGUACGGGUAAGUUUGGCCUUCACAUUGGGGCCUGUUUACACAUUGAUCAGUGUCUAUCGUGAGUUCAUACUUUGUUUACUUGCUAUGGCAAAUGUAUAAACAUGAACAUAUUAAAUAUGUUAAAACGGGUCACUCGCGUAUUUUAAGUCGAAAACGCCAGUCCGUCAACGCAAGCUCCUGACGAUACUACUCGGAAGAGAAAGAAGUCGAGCGUUUUUGACUUAAAAUACGUGAGUGACCCGUUUUAACAUAUUUAAUCACGGUACUUUUGACUUUUGUUAUUAAAAUUAUGAACAAUAAAGAUAGUUUAUUUUCCAAGUACACAUAUUUACAAUGUGCUUAUAACGUCAAAUAAAACUACGCCAGCUCUAACCCUACACCUCUGACCCGAUACAUAAACAUUAAUGAAUGUGUAAACAGGUCCAAUGUGACGGCCAGCUUUACUUACUAGUACAUUACCUAAAAAUUCAUCAUAUUUAAAUGUUGAGCGGAAAAGCUUCAACUUCUAGACUAUGCAGCAAUACGUGUGUCGAGGCAGUGUUGUUGAAAUAAUGUGUAUAAUUGUUGAUUUGUUGAAAGGAGUAAAGACUAGAUCGCAAUUUGUUCUCGUAAGGCACAGAGUGGUCAUGGCCUCGUUGAAAUUAUAACCUAUAAUCAGUUGAAAACAGUUUUGAAAUCUGUUUCCAAUGUAUUGUUUACAAUGUGGUGCCGAUACCAGGAUUCUGAAAUUAACUAUUGUUUAUUUUGCAUUUAUUUAUUUUUAAUACUGCAAGACGGUAAAUACGGGUAAGUGUGGCUGCGGCAUAAGUGUGUCUACGCUUCACAUUGGGGUUUGUUUACACAUUGAUUGGUUCUUGAUGCGAGUUUAUAUAUUUGUCAAUAAACGCGAGAAGAAAAUGUAUGAACUCGCUAUAUACACUAAUAAUGUGUAAUAGAUCCUAAUCUGAUGGCCAGCUACACCAAAGAGAAUUUGAAAUAGAGGUGGAUUUUCAAAGAAAAUUUUGUAGCCGCGGUAAAUUUACUGACAUCUUUCGUCACAUGAUUAAAACCUUUAGAACGCCAUUUGACUUUGAUCCUUAUUCUUUCACUGAUAUGUAUUAAAUUUGUUAAAUAUCAAAAAGUGGCGCCAUCUUACCGAACAUCGGCUAAAGGUUAUGACGCCAUUGCUCGAACCGAUGCCGCCAUAACUUUAGCCUUUGAUCUAUUAGAUGAUGGCGGUCCUUUUUGAUAUUUAAAUUUAGCACAUACCAGGAUCAAAGUCAAAUGGAGUUCUAUAAGUUUUAAUCGUGUGUCGAAAGAUGGUAGUAAAUUUACCGUGGCUACAAAGUUUUCUUUGACAAUCCACCUCUAUUCCAAAUUCUCUUUGGCUACACUUACCUACUGGUAAGUUUACUGGCAUACUCGCCACACUUACUCGUAUUGAAAUUAUCGCAAUUAGUGUUAUAUUUUUGAAUGAAUAUGUUUUGUACUCUUCUCCAAUUAAUAAUUUGCAGUAAAAAUAUUCAGUAACUUGUGUGGUCGAUUGUUGAAAAAUUAAUGAAUGAAUUAUUUGUUUAGUUUUCGCAAAAUAUUAUUUUUUUAUUUAACCGCUACUAUUUAUAUACCUAACCAUUCGUCACAGUGAACGGAGUAGGUACGGUCUCGUCUGAAAAUAUCGAUACGAACAAAGUACCAAAAAUAUGUAUACACUACCGUAAUAUGGGCUAUAAGGUACCGUAAUAUUUGUUCGUAUAGAUACGAACAAAUAUAGAUCUAUAUUAUUAGACGUGACUUUCUUAAUACUUGUAUUAUAAAAAAGAAAAUUUACAGAUUUACAGAGACAUAUCUUUGACAUUUUACAGUUCUUACAAGUUUCAGGUGUUUUUUGGGUUGUAAUUAUGAAUAAAAAUACGAGUUCAAUGAAUUAACGAUGUAUUAUGGGCAUAAUAUUUUGCCUUCACAAAUAAAAACUUCGAGUCUGCAGCAAGGGGGCGUCCAUUAAUCGCGUCAUACGUUUUUGGCUUGUUUUAGAGCCCCCCCCCCCCCUCCCCCAUGGUGAUCUUUG